Drosophila yakuba is the source of this 1223-nucleotide messenger RNA. RefSeq names its product phenoloxidase-activating factor 2. The coding region runs from base 85 to 1152 and encodes 355 amino acids. Gene Ontology annotation, molecular function: serine-type endopeptidase activity. The record is from RefSeq and is a predicted model, not a curated record. NCBI's taxonomy places the organism in Eukaryota, Metazoa, Arthropoda, Insecta, Diptera, Drosophilidae. The transcript has 2 exons. Gene Ontology annotation, biological process: proteolysis.
UAUAAAAGCCAUCGGUCGCCCAGCUGCGCAGUUCAAGUGCAAGGUAAAGGCACCUGUUCAGGGACGGAAUCGGAAUCCUCGACUAUGUGCUUCUACCGGAUUUUGGUGAUAUGUCUUCUGGGCUCCCUAGUGCCCUCGAUAUUGGCUUUCAAGAGCUGCGGACCGGAAAAGCACUGCGUUCCAUACGAGCAGUGCAACGAGGGCUUGCUGGUGGACGGAAAGUUCUAUCAGGAUCGCAGUAGAACGAUUUUGGACGAGAACUGUCAUUAUAUGGAAAAGUGCUGCAAUAUUCACGAUACACUCCCGACACCGGAAGUUCCUGAGGAGGUGAUGAGCUGCCCGUGCGGAGGCCGACAUGAUCUCUGGUACUACCUUCGACCGCUGGGAUAUAAACAGCAGGAGGCCAGGUUCGGGGAGUUUCCCUGGCUGGUGGCGGUCUACGGGGCGGAUGCCUAUCUCUGCAGCGGGGCACUUAUCACUCCGCUGGCGGUGCUCACCACGGCACACUGUGUCCAAAAUACGGACUCGGCGAAGGUUCGUGUGUUGGCCGGGGAAUGGGAUGCCGCCGUGGAGCUGGAGCCCCAGCCGCACCAGGAAAGAUCGGUGGUUGAGCUAUUAGUGCAUCCCAAUUACACUCAAAUGCCACUCGCCCACAACAUAGCGAUCCUUCUGGUGGACAAGGAGAAACCGUUCCAACUGUCUUCUAAUGUGCAGCCCAUCUGCCUGCCGCCUCCGCGAAUGUUGUACAACUACAGCCAGUGCUAUGUGUCCGGUUGGCAGAGAGGCGAUUUUGGGGGAUCGGCGAUCCUGCCCAAGCGUUGGACCCUCUACGUCCUGCCACCCAAUCAAUGCAGGACCAAGUUGCGACUGUCCCUUUUGGGGCGACGCCACGCCCACAAUGACAGCCUUCUGUGUGCCGGUGGCGACAAGGGCGACUUCGUCUGCGGUGAUGUGGACAUGACCGCAGUGCCGCUGAUGUGUCCUCUUUCCGGCCACAGUGAUCGGUUCCUCCUGGCCGGUCUCCUGGCGCGGACAGCUCGCUGCGAUGGCCCGCAACUUCUUGGAAUUUACACGAAUGUCAAGUUGUACCGGCAGUGGAUAGAUCUGAAGCUACGGGAACGCAAUCUUGAUAUACGCCACUACAUGGUGUAAUCGGAUUCUUGAGGAAUCAAUGCUACAUAUGCAAAAUGAAACAAAAAGCUCAUAUAAAUUUAAGAAACGUA